AUACACGCCCACAUCCACAUCAAUUCCCAGCCAACCCAACCGCUCUGUCUGUCGUGCUUUGCGACUAGGGGUGGGAGAGUAGAGGACAAAAAGCUGCGCGGCAGUGGAGAGAGCAAACGAAUCGCAAUAUAGAGAAGCUAAAGAGAAGAGACGAACAAAACAAACCGAUGGUACUAUACUGUGCUCUUAGCCGCUCUCGCAGCAAUUCAAUUGUUAGAUUUUAAGCUCUUCUAAUAAGAGAGCCAGUACUGCUUCGGGUCCAACCAAAACCAGCGAUGCGACAGUGACAGCGACGUCAACAGCGGUCGGGCGUCUGUUUGAACGGGAAAAUAGAAAAAAGUACUUCUACCUCAAUCUUUCGGGCGCCGCGGACAAGGAAACAACAAAAUAGUGUAGAAUUUGUUUCUGAAUUCAGAAAAGUCCGUUGAAUAUCCCAUAAAAAUAUCCAUAUUAGCAGCAAAGAAUUUAUACAUACAUAUAAUGACGUUUGAAACAGUAAAAGGAAAGUGGAAUAUUGGUGCAUGCCAAUAACGGUCGCAUGGAAAUGCCAGCAAGCAAUCAGUCCUGUUCGUUGGACUUCACAUACUCACACGGAUACGCGUCUCGUUGCGAUUUGUCAUUGUGUAAGGCAAGAAAAGGUGUCUGUUCCGCAACGCAGUGCCUCAGCCAAUCAGGCAAAAAACAUUUUUUGGCCAUCCCACUCAUUUCAUAUACACACCGACAGAAUUGGCAUUCAGCUUUCUUGCAGUGCAGUAAUGGCAGUAAUGACUCAGUUCGAUAGCAUGACUGACAUUGAUGCAAGUAUUCAGCAGCAGCAGCAACUCCAAAAUGUGCAGAGGCUGCAGCAAGAGAGUAGCCUGCAGGAGCUGCAUCAUCAGCUGAAUACACAGUUCGGGGCAGGACGUUUUACAGCGCCGAAUCCCCAUCAUCAACAUCAAGCAACUGCUGUUAGUCCCGGCAAUUUGGUACCGUUUCUUCCAGCUUUUCUGCGUCCACCAGUACCUGCACAGCAGCUGAUACAACUAAUGCCUGGCCAUGUGAGUUCGCAGUCACAGCACAGUCAUACUCAUCAUGGACCAACGAGCGCACACAAAAUGGCUAUGCAACCAAUGUGGCCGACAGCUGCGGUCGCGGCGGCACACAUUCAGGCCGCUUUGGCGGCAGCAGCAGUGGCCGCUUCCAAUAAUAAUAACCACAGUUCUAGCAACAAUAAUCUUCUCGCAAUAUCGGCAAGUGUGAAUAAGCCGACGGAUAGCUCCGGUACACUACCAACGCUUGAGAUUGGAGCUUUGAGAGGAAGCUGCAAGUCAAGACCAGAGUCUCCCGUUCAGGAGUGUCAUAGCUAUUCAAUGCUUUCCUACAGCCACACGCCACCAGAGUCACCCCACGGUCGAACAGCCUUAGUCCAGAGUCAAAGUGUCCCAGAAGAGUGCUCCCUAACCUUCCCAUCCUCGCCGGCCGAUCAUAGCGUAGCAAGUCUUUCGGAAGCAGUUCAAGACUCCGAAAUGGAGGUUCCACUAAAUCUAACCAAGCCGAAAGGAUCGCCGGGUUCUUCUCCAACCAGUUGUUGCCCAAGAGACCAACGUGAAAGUCUUACUCCUGUCGUAUCCAGUCCGCCAUUAGGCUGGCAUCAUACAGUCCAACAUCAUUACACAGACAUGGAAGCCCCACUUUUAAAAACUCGUGGCCAAAUAUGGAAUUCUGCUGGCGUUACGGGUGAUUGUCCAACAUUAUGUCCCUCUGGUAUUGGAGUUGGCGUAUCACGGGCGGCACGGAUCAGUCGCGAUUCCACAAACAGUUGCGGCACGAAUUCAGAACGCUCCGCAGCAUUGGACCCAGACUGUUUUAACAAAAAUCAAGUUAGCCCAGGUGCUCAGCCACCGUCAUCAACUCAUCCGCAGAGACAUGGUAAUGGACACGGACAUGGCCAUGGUCACAGUCAUAGCAAGCCACACAUCAAAAGACCCAUGAACGCUUUCAUGGUAUGGGCAAAAGAUGAGCGUAGGAAGAUUUUAAAAGCUUGCCCUGACAUGCAUAAUUCAAAUAUUUCGAAAAUUUUGGGCGCCCGCUGGAAGGCUAUGUCGAAUGCAGACAAACAGCCGUACUAUGAAGAGCAAUCGCGUCUCUCAAAGCUCCACAUGGAGCAGCAUCCAGACUACCGCUACCGGCCGCGUCCCAAACGAACGUGUAUCGUGGAUGGAAAGAAGAUGCGCAUAUCAGAGUAUAAAGUAUUGAUGCGCAAUCGCCGAGCAGAGAUGAGGCAGCUCUGGUGCCGCACUGGUGGAGCUAGUACUGCGGGUCCGGGAAGUGCCUCUGCUGACUCCUGCUUAAAUGGACAGGAUGGUCCACCUCAUGUGCACGCUGCGGCUGCCGCAGCUGUCUAUCAUUUGCAGGACAUGACACAGGCUGUAGCAGCCGCCGCCGCGGCUGCAGCUCAUGGGGAUGAAUGUGGAACUCCUCCUUCACAACCGUUGGGCUGUGCGACUUCUGGCACUUUCUAUUAUCCUGCAGAGAGCUUAUCGCCCUCUGGCUUCUCAUCAGAGGAAAUGGAGAUUUCAUCCCAGCGUGAAUUAGACGACUAAGAUAGCCAUCAGCAGACUUAAGCAAGGCAUGCCAUACAAACCAGCCACAGAAUAUCUAGUUAUAUGUAUGACUUCUUGCCCUGCCCUAUAUGCCUAUAUAACGUAAGCCUCCAUGUAUGAAAAUAAGAGAAAAGAAGAUAAUGCAACGCACCUUGGGGUUGUAAAUAGAAAAAAAUUCUAGGAUAGUCCUUGUAUAGUCAUAUAAGUUUCAGUUCAAGUGCCAUUACAUAUGUAUAUUUUAAAUAAUUAUUAACUAAUAUGUGAAUCAAUUGUUCGCAGGAUGCUCCGUCUGAGUCGGCGAACCGGGACCAGCAGAGCAUUCAUGGGAACGUUGCAAUUUUUGUGCCAUUCAUGCACCAAUGCCGUAGCUAUAGAAAAAUAUCCCAAUUCACGCGUACAUAAAUAGAUAGCUAGUAACGUUUAAUAUUUGUAAAAUAUGAAUAACAUAAAUGCAUACAUACAUAGUACAUAAUAUAUACAAAUUAUGAAUGAUGUUACUCGGGCAUUGACGAUUAGAACCCACUUAUGCAUUGGGACACAUUCAACAUAAUAUACAUAUACGCAUAUCUGUACGUUAACAUUCACGUUGUUAAGAUCAUAUGCUCUAUAUACAUUCUCGUACGUACGAGUAUAUACGCCAUAAUCACACAUAAGUAUUCCUAUUUUUUACCGGUACUUAGGCGAGCUGAACGGUUUUAUGUAAGAUUGUUCAUCAUUCUUUGUGAAUAUUAUUGAUUUUCUAAGAUUCAAUUUAAACUAAUCAAUAAACCAUGCACAUACGGAAAUACAUAUAUAUAUGUAUGUAUAUUACAGUGUAUGAAAAUCUGACAUGCAUCCUACCAAUCAGCCUGUAUACCCAUCCCACAAAAACAAAAGUAAUAGUAGCGCAUUAAGUAAUAGACCAAUUAAAAAUUUAUAUUUGUCUAAUAUUAUUUGCCUUUCAUAGCAUUGUCAAAACCAAUCAAGAAUGUAAAUCUAUAAUUUGUAUAAACUCAUCAAGCCAGAUAAUCGCCAUUUAAAUGUCUUUUGCUGAUCCAAAAUUCAUACCUAAACUACAAAUUGAAAUGUUAAAAAAUCAGCUCAUAAUAUACGUACACUCAAGUACAAGCUAAACGAUUAUUUAGACACUAUAUAUGUACAUGUAAUUAAUGGCAAUAUGAUAUGUUAGUGGACUACUCUCUUAGCUUUCUUUUGGCUAUAAGCAAAGAGCACAAGCUAUCCUUGUCUAGGUGUAGGCUACAUAAAAUACAUACAUAAUUAAACACACACAAGCAUACACAUAAAUCUAGUUUCUACAUACACGUGCAAUAAAAUUUUACAUUUCAGUUGGACAGUAC
Drosophila persimilis is the source of this 3919-nucleotide messenger RNA. RefSeq names its product transcription factor Sox-5 (gene Sox102F). Gene Ontology annotation, molecular function: DNA-binding transcription factor activity, RNA polymerase II-specific; RNA polymerase II cis-regulatory region sequence-specific DNA binding. Gene Ontology annotation, cellular component: nucleus. The record is from RefSeq and is a predicted model, not a curated record. NCBI's taxonomy places the organism in Eukaryota, Metazoa, Arthropoda, Insecta, Diptera, Drosophilidae. Gene Ontology annotation, biological process: regulation of transcription by RNA polymerase II; cell fate commitment. The transcript has 3 exons. Bases 522 to 2582 code for a protein of 686 amino acids.